UGCCUGACCGACCUUCUCCCACAGCCCCCAACCCAAUUUCAAUCUUCACCCCUCCCGCUUCAUCCAUAAAGAUUCCAGAUCUUCUCUCCCCACCCUCAAUUUGCAUUAUACAUUCUGCACAUUAUCUGAACAUGAUGAUGCCAAAGAUCAGAUACGAUUAGCAAAGUACAAAAAUUGAAAGGAACGAUUAGCAAUAGGCAAUCCCCAGCCCUCAAUUGCAUUCCUUUCUUUCUCCCAUUGGGUUUUCCCUCUUCUUGUUCCACGCGAUCUGGGUUUCUCUCUGUUCCCACAUUACCUGUCUGCCAGAUCUAAUCAUCCAGGCGGGCUGAUCCUUCCAUUGAUCAUAUUUGAAGGUAUAGCCUCGCUGACGACGACCAGGAGUAAAAGGAAAAAAAAAAGAUGGAGACUGAAAAGAAAUCUUCCGCAGUGUCUGAUGUCGGCGCUUGGGGCAUGAAUAUUAUAAGUUCUGUUGGAAUCAUUAUGGCUAAUAAACAACUCAUGUCCCUUAAUGGUUAUUCGUUUAGAUUCGCCACAACUUUAACUGGAUUUCAUUUUCUUGUUACUGCUUUGGUUGGAGUUGUGUCAAAUGCCACUGGGUACUCUGCAUCAAAGCAUGUGCCUAACUGGGAGCUUCUCUGGUUCUCAAUUAUUGCCAAUAUGUCGAUCACGGGAAUGAAUUUAAGUCUGAUGCUAAAUUCUGUCGGAUUUUACCAAAUAUCAAAGCUCAGCAUGAUUCCAGUUGUGUGUGUAUUGGAGUGGAUUAUUCACAGCAAGCAUUACUCGAGAGAAGUUAAAAUGUCGGUUGUGGUUGUGGUCAUAGGCGUUGGCGUAUGCACUGUAACUGAUGUUAAAGUCAAUGGAAAAGGUUUCCUAUGUGCUUGUGUCGCCGUCUUAUCCACAUCUCUGCAGCAAAUUUCCAUAGGUUCGCUGCAAAAGAAGUACUCAAUUGGGUCAUUUGAAUUGUUGAGUAAGACGGCUCCAUUUCAAGCCUUCUCUCUUCUUGCACUCGGUCCUUUUAUCGACUACUUUCUAAGCCAGAAUUCAAUAAGGGACUACAAGUGGUCUUCUGGCGCAAUUGGAUUUAUACUCCUUUCAUGCACUUUAGCCGUGUUCUGCAAUGUAAGCCAAUAUCUAUGUAUUGGACGAUUCUCAGCCGUCUCAUUCCAGGUUUUAGGUCAUAUGAAGACUGUAUGUGUCCUCACAUUGGGAUGGAUUCUGUUUGAUUCAGAAUUGACGAUGAAGAACAUAAUGGGAAUGAUUAUAGCAGUCUUAGGUAUGAUAAUCUAUAGUUGGGCAAUGGAGUCUGAGAAACAAUCUAAGGUUACUUCAAUGGCGAAAACUAGCCUGACAGAAGAAGAAAUUAUGUUAUUGAAGGAGGGAGUUGAGCGUUUUCCAGUCAAGGACCUCGAACUUGCUGUAUCGAAGGGGUAAUUUAGUACAUUCUUGCAUAAACGAUUCGAAAUUUAGAAAAGAAAAUUUAUGAUUAUUUAUAGUUUCCUUUCACGUUAAUGUUUUUAAGGGUUAUAGAUUUAGAAACUGUGAUGAUAAUCCUUUUUUUAGGGUUUAUUUAAUAUUUGUAUUAAGUAAUUUUAGGUGCAAAUAGUACAGAGGAAUUGAAUAUUGAAAUUGUUAGGGUAUGUAUGGUUAAUUGGGGUAUAAUUUCUACAGUUUUCUAUUU
Messenger RNA from Impatiens glandulifera, 1678 nucleotides. Its product is annotated as UDP-rhamnose/UDP-galactose transporter 2-like. The transcript has 5 exons. Gene Ontology annotation, cellular component: Golgi apparatus. Gene Ontology annotation, molecular function: antiporter activity; UDP-galactose transmembrane transporter activity. The record is from RefSeq and is a predicted model, not a curated record. The coding region runs from base 400 to 1431 and encodes 343 amino acids. NCBI's taxonomy places the organism in Eukaryota, Viridiplantae, Streptophyta, Magnoliopsida, Ericales, Balsaminaceae.